Messenger RNA from Nerophis ophidion (straightnose pipefish), 2722 nucleotides. RefSeq lists its product as uncharacterized. The transcript is spliced from 2 exons. The record is from RefSeq and is a predicted model, not a curated record. Gene Ontology annotation, molecular function: actin filament binding. The coding region runs from base 785 to 1489 and encodes 234 amino acids. Gene Ontology annotation, biological process: actin filament organization; regulation of cell shape. NCBI's taxonomy places the organism in Eukaryota, Metazoa, Chordata, Actinopteri, Syngnathiformes, Syngnathidae.
UGGCUAUUUCCCCACAUUAAAGGACUGGUCAUGUACGGAUUUACUUUUUUGGCCCCGCGUCUCCUCCAAAGCAAGUCUGUGCUGUCGUCCAGCAUUCUGUUUUUGUUUACUUUGUAGCCAGCUCAGUUUUAGUUUCGUUCUGCAUAGCCAUCCCUGAGCUUCAGUGCCUUUUCUUAGCGGCACUCACCUGUUUAUUUUUGGUAAAAACAUUAGACACCUUUUUACCUGCACCCUGCCUCCCGCUGAUCCCGACAUCUACAAAGCAAUUAGCUACCGGCUGCCACCUACUGAUAUGGAAGAGUAUUACACGGUAACUCUGCCGAGCUCAACAACAACACAUAGUUUGCAGACUAUAAUUAAUGGUUUGCAAACAUUAUUUUUAACCCAAAUAGGCGAAAUUAGAUAAUCUCGCACCACUCGAGGUUGAAAAACUCUGCGAUAGUAAACUUAUGGCAGAAUGUUAAUCCUCGCAGAAAAUGUGGCAGAAAGGUUGGUCACCAAGGAAAGAUUACAGAUUGGGUACAAUCAAUCACUCUGUAUGUUGCCUGAGCCUGAGUCACAAAGAGGCUUUGUUGGGCCCCACAACAACAAGUCUGUUCAUUGGGUGAUCCAACACUCACAAACAAUUGUACAAGCUUAGUGCAGCCCUGCACCACCACCACCACCCUUUAUGGGACAAGAGCAAGCAUUUAGCCAACACAUUGUUACAAGAAUGGGAAGCCUAAGGAUGUCGGACUUGUGACUCAAUCGGCAGAACCUAAGCAAAGAUAGACCGUUUUUAAGUAUGGAGGAAGACGUAAUGGCAUCGCAGGUACUGGAGAUCAUAUGUGGAUUUUCCGCCGAGACUCCGCAGUUUCCAGAACCCGAGGGUAGAGAUGAUUUGUCAGCGGAGGAUGGGGAUGACUCCGUGUUCUACAGCGAUGAAGACCAAGCCGAGGAUCACUUGAAAGCAAACAGACCUCGGGAUGCCGGCAGAUGCAGACGCCUUUAUAACAGCGAGGUCACCAGUGUUGACGCCCCACCUUCAGAGAGGAAUGAAGGUGACCUGCCGGUGCUUUGCAGUGAGGAAGGAACGAAGCCCCGGGCUUUAGAAACGGAGCAAAGGUGUCAAGCAGAUGGAGAUUCGGAGGUGGAGACUCAUGAGCCCGAAAGGCCGGAGGACAGUGCUUUGUCAGAUGAAGAGGAGCAGGGACAGGCUCCAAGCAUUGAAGCGUUCCCUGGGGAGAGUCUCUCAAACCAGCUCGGCUCCAGCUCGGAGUCAGAGGAGGAGGACUCUAACAUCAAAGAUUCCAACGUGGCACCGGUGGGCCCCGUUCCAGGCUACUCCACUCUGCCUCUGACAAAGAAGCGCCCCAACAACCCGGGACAACAGAAGUCCUUCGACCACCUCAUGGCCUCCAAGUUCAGCUCCGUCUCCUACCGCAAGAUCCGCCGAGGGAACACCCGGCAGAAGAUCGAGGAGUUUGAGUACAUCAUGAUGAAUUUGUAGUGCAGAAAAGCGACUAACGUUAAAAGAUCCCUCCUGAUAAUCUACAAGAGUAUGAGAGUAUAGUUUAAUCCCAUUUAAGAAGUUUGUAGGACAUAACUACCAUAUUGACCUGAACAGAAGACAAAAUACAUAUUUUGAAAAAAAUCCUUCUUGACAUAGGUUGCAAUAAAAAUAAUACAUUCAUUAUUCUCUUUGUUUGAUUACUUGGCUUUUAUUGCUCACUAUUAUUUUAAGAUUGGCAUGACGCUGCGUGCAGAAUUUUUAAUUUUCUUUUUAACCCCUUCUUAACCCUGAACGUACAUUGAAAAUACACGCAACCCUAACUUAAAAUGCCGGACAUUUGAGGCAUUUAAGAAACUCCACCCGGACAGCCCCACAAAAGAGGACAUAUCCGGUGAAAAGAGGAGGUAUGGUCAGUCCAUCCUAGCCCAGUUGCUGCUAGCAUGCCGUGUAUAUAUAUUUUUUUGACUGAUUGAAACUUUUAUUAGUAGAUUGCAGAGUAGAGUACAUAUUCCGUACAAGGUUUUUCAACUUGUUUAAGUCGGGGUCCACGUAAAUCAAUUCAUGGUGCCUCGGUGUGCAUUGUUUACACAACGUGCGGUGCGCUACUUAAUAUGUCCGUGUGGAUCUCGUUCGGUACACCUCCGACCGGAACCGAAACUCCCGUACCGAAACGGUUCAAUACAAAUACACGUACCGUUACACCCCUAGAUUUAAGCGUUAAAUAAAUAAAGUAUGUAUUCCCUGGCACACCAUUAUCAUCAUUUUAUGACCGAAGCAAAUUUUUUUUACACUUCUAUACUGAAAUAAAUACAGCUACAACUUACUAAAUAAAAAUAUAUUAAAAAAAAAAACUACCGGCAGCGGUAAAGUUUAGAUCAAUGAAGGAAAGAAAAAAGUGAUAUAUAAUUGAAUGCAUUUACAUAUGCAUUCAAAAAUUGUUUUCUUUUGUGUUUAUUUCUUUUGUGAAUUAAGUAAUGUUUAUGAGAGGGGUGUCCAAACUUUUUCCACUGAGGGCCGCACACUGAAAGAUCAAAACAAGCGGGGGCCAUUUUCAUAAUUUUUAAUUUUAAAAACCAAUACAAUAUAUGUAUAAAAAAUAUACAUUUAGGCCUCCACUCAGUUUUGAUCCCGGUGACCCCAAAGGGUAUUGGUCAAAAAAAAAAUUAAAUGUGUCAUUAUUCAGUAUUAUAAUUUGUAUUAUUAUGCAAGUUUUAAAUCUCUACAUCAACA